AUGAAAGUGUUCAAAGAAAAGCUUAGCUCUAAGGCCAAAAGAAUGGAUAAGAUCCUAGAAGAUCGAGCAUACAACCAUGAAGACAAAAAGUAUAAAUUUAUUAAGGAGCAACUACCGUACUACUUUCAAAAAGCAGCUAAUGGCAAAGUAAAUGAAGCCGUAGAUGGCAUCCUCAAGAAAUGGUGGGACGAACUAAAGGAGGACGACCGAGAACAGUUGCUAAAAGAUUUU
Molecule: messenger RNA, 231 nt
Organism: Ostertagia ostertagi
Lineage: Eukaryota; Metazoa; Nematoda; Chromadorea; Rhabditida; Trichostrongylidae
Source: the annotation of a GenBank genome assembly